This is a messenger RNA of Entamoeba invadens IP1, 483 nucleotides long. RefSeq lists its product as hypothetical. The transcript has 2 exons. The coding region runs from base 1 to 483 and encodes 160 amino acids. NCBI's taxonomy places the organism in Eukaryota, Evosea, Mastigamoebida, Endamoebidae. The record is from RefSeq and is a predicted model, not a curated record.
AUGAAGAAGUUGAAAGCAGAAAACGACGAAAUUAAAGAGAAGGUGAAGAACUUAGCGAAUGACAAAGACCAACUUUCUUCUGAAAAGAAGAAGCUUCAAGACCAAUAUGACCAACUCAAUAACUUAGUCUCGGAACAUGAAGAUGAGACCAACAACUUGAAUGGUUCAAUCAAAAAGUUACAAAGAGACUUAGAAGCAAACAACACUGAGUUGACCGAAUUAAGAGACAGAACAGCUAAAGACAAGAAGAAAAUAGCCGAUUUGGAACAAAAAGUACAAGACCUUGAAGAUAGACCAGUUGGGACUUCAAAUAUCGACCAAACAGAAGUCAUCAAGAGAGACAACCAAAUUGCUUAUUUGGAGAAUGAGGUUGCUGCGUUGAAAGAUCAGAACACUCAACUUGAUGCUGCUAAAAAGAAUAUGAAAAGUGAUGGCUUUGGACGACAAAGCGGAGGCCGAGAAGACUGCCGCGGACCAAUCUGA